GUUCUUCCUGCUGGUAAACAAAUAGUCUUGUAGAUAUCGCUGUAUUCGAAGUGGAAACGAUCUGCAGAAAGACAUUUUUCCAGUGUCAUUUUGACAUCGUAUAGUUCUUUUUCGAUCGUCGAUCCUCCUCAAGGCUGGUAUUUGCUAUGGAGGUGAACGGUUAUCGCUGUCCAGAUGAGGGAGAUGCGGAGACCGAGGAGAAAGAAACGGCAGGAGGGAAACAGCAGCGGCCGUCUAAGGAGUCUGCAAGCAGAACCAAAGCGGCGGAUUGUGCAGAAAACGCAGUGGCAGCUGCAGCCGGAGGAGGCACAUCGAGGGACCGCUUGGCGUCAAAUUCUAGGACCAGGCAGAGGAUUGACUCCCUAAAAAAGAACAGGCCACCUUUCCCCUGGUUUGGGAUGGAUAUCGGAGGGACCCUGGUAAAGCUAGUGUAUUUUGAACCAAAGGACAUCACUGCAGAGGAAGAGCAGGAGGAAGUUGAAAACCUCAAGAGCAUUCGCAAAUACCUGAUGUCCAACGUUGCCUACGGUUCCACAGGGAUUCGGGAUGUUCACCUGGAGUUGAAGGACUUGACCUUGUGUGGCCGCAAAGGCAACCUGCACUUCAUCCGCUUCCCCACACAGGACAUGUCCGCCUUUAUUCAGAUGGGCCAGGAUAAGCACUUCUCCAGUCUCCAUACCACACUGUGUGCCACUGGAGGGGGUGCUUAUAAGUUUGAGCCAGAUUUCCGCAAAAUGGCAGAUCUUCAGCUCCUCAAGUUGGAUGAACUGGACUGUCUUAUAAAAGGAGUGCUAUAUAUAGAUUCAGUCAAGUUCAAUGGACACUCAGAGUGCUAUUACUUUGAAAACCCCACAGACCCAGUACAGUGUCAGAAAAAGCCCUACAACUUGGAAAACCCCUAUCCAUUGCUGUUGGUCAACAUUGGCUCUGGUGUGAGCAUUCUUGCUGUUUAUUCCAAAGACAAUUACAAGCGUGUAACAGGGACCAGUCUUGGAGGUGGAACCUUUCUUGGUUUGUGCUGUCUGCUGACUGGCUGCUCAACUUUCGAAGAAGCCUUGGAGAUGGCAACUUGUGGUGAAAGCACCACGGUGGAUAAACUAGUCCGAGAUAUCUACGGAGGCGACUAUGAGAGAUUUGGACUACCAGGAUGGGCUGUGGCAUCUAGUUUUGGGAAUAUGAUGUGCAAGGAAAAGCGUGAAUCUGUUUGUAAAGAAGACCUUGCCAGAGCUACAUUGGUCACCAUCACUAAUAACAUUGGCUCAAUAACAAGGAUGUGUGCACUGAACGAGAAUAUUGACAGGGUGGUAUUUGUGGGCAAUUUCUUGAGGAUCAAUACCCUUUCCAUGAAGCUUUUGGCAUAUGCUAUGGAUUAUUGGUCAAAGGGACAACUAAAAGCACUUUUUCUGGAACAUGAGGGUUAUUUUGGAUCUGUUGGUGCCCUACUGGAGCUGUUGAACCCAACAUAGUUCUUCACCUAGACAUACUGUAUUGGGCAAUAUUUUCAAAGCGUUUUCUCAUUUCUUUAAUUAACUCCUUUUUUUUUUAAAGGGGGAACAAAAUCAUGUUAAUGUUACAAAAUGAAAAUCAGAAUAUAAUUUGGACUCCUUAAGAAAACUUGAAAUAUAUAACUUGCUUAAUUGGUUCUAGUUUUGUAAAAUGAACAGGUGUUUUACCUCUUUCAAAAAUAGGAGUUAAUUAAUGAGUGGAGUAAAUGGUUUGAAAAUAUGCCCUAUUAUUAAAAACAAAAUACCCAACAAGGACUGAGAUAAAAAGAGACUAAAGGAGGGGUUACAUUUAGUAGGGGAAUGUUUUGUUACAUGCAAUCACUGCUUAGAGGGGUACUUACCAAGGUUUGAAAUCUUUGCACUAGCAGUAUUAUGACUGGACCACCUUUUCUGUUGUUGAAGGUAUUUGUUUUUUUUUGUUUGUUUAUGUUUGGAAUAUGCAAAGACAACGAUGUGGAUGCUCUAGUUCAAAUUCACUCCAAUGGUCAAGCUGCAAACACAGUGCGACUUACAGAAAAGGAAUCAGGGUGUCGUGUUUUAUCGAUUUGAAAAAUAUUCUCAGAUCAGCUAAAGGGGCCACUAGUAAUAAUGUAAAUAAAUGUAAAUUGUAAUGUAAAUUUUAGAAAUUGGUUAGCUCCUUUAACACAAUUGGUCAGUAAUGUUAGUUUCAUAUCUGCUUUUUCUGUUGUUCACUAUGUGCUAGUAAAAGCAAUCUCUCAAAUUAAAACUAAAACAUUACAUACUUCAGAUAUCUUUAUAAAUGCAGUGGAAGCUCAAUAGACGGAAAGCCAGAAAAUCCAGAGCUGUUUGAUCUGCCUUGAGCCACUGUAUCAUUUCACCCAUUAUAUGCAUGUUCUACUCGGCUGCAUAAUUGAGAUCUGCUAUUGGUAGUCAUGGGGGGGGGGACUUGAUUGAGUUGAUUCUGUCAGACAUGCAUGGGGAAUCCCUGAAAAUAAUGUAAUGUGAAGAGUUUAAUAAUAUUACUGUUUGUUUCUUGUAUGGGAUUGUGCCUUAAAAUUAAAAAUAUACUUGUCACCAUGAAUUGUUGAUGCUUGUAUAUGUACAAAGCUACCAGACUGUGAACCCAAAACGAACCCUAUUUUACAUAUUUUUAUUUCUUUAUGAAAAUCUCCCUUUUUAGUACCCGUGUCUUAAAAUCUAUUUAAAAUACUGUUCUUAAAACAGUCUGUCAAAAUUAAUUGAAACAUUUUCAGUUUAAGGGUAAGUACCCAUGUUAAACAUUGUUACAAGAGACUAUAAUGCAUAAUCCUGUUAUACCACGUGAUUUUUACUGGUGUAUAUUUUCUACUCUCCUCUAAAUGGGAUUGUUGGCCUUUCUUACAAAUAUGUACAGUACAGUAUUCAAGUCCAUUUUAAAUAGGAAUAGUACAUUUUUAUAAUUACAGCAGUAAGAAGGACAUAAUCAUAACGAGUUUGUAA
Molecule: messenger RNA, 2945 nt
Organism: Polyodon spathula (Mississippi paddlefish)
Lineage: Eukaryota; Metazoa; Chordata; Actinopteri; Acipenseriformes; Polyodontidae
Product: pantothenate kinase 3-like
Exons: 7
Coding region: 147-1466 (439 amino acids)
Biological process (GO): coenzyme A biosynthetic process
Cellular component (GO): nucleus; cytosol
Molecular function (GO): pantothenate kinase activity; ATP binding
Source: RefSeq, a predicted model, not a curated record